CAUCACGUCGCCGGCAGCAAGUUAGAUGGAACGCUAGGUUACAGCUGCAGUCAGAGGGAGAAAGAGCCAGGCAGAAAAAAUAGUACAAAGACAGCCGAGUGAAUUAGGGAGGGGUUUUAACCGUUUUAAUUUGGGUAAGAACACGGGUUUGCCCCCCUCAGAAAUCGCUUUAAUUUUUUUUACCGUCUGAGGUGCGAAUGGGCAUUUGAAGUCUGGAAAAAAUAAGCCGAGAAUUAAAAAAGGAAAAAAAUUACCUCAGGAUUGAAUUGAACUGAAGGAUCCGCCAUGGCAGGAACCACCACCACCACCAUCAUCAUCAUCACCAUCCUGCAUUGAGCUCAGUCAAGAUACAUGUAGAGCUCUCAGAUCAUUCAGAUUUAUUUCUGGCGAUUCGUUUCCUAAAAGGAAAAGGAAUUAAAAAUUGUUUUUUUACAGAACUAAUUUGUCCGGGAGGAAUUUACGCGAUGAAACCCGGUGGACAGGAUUAAAAUUAAGAAAGAGGGGGAAGAAAAUAAAGGAACGUAGAAGUGUCUUUUUAAAAAAUAUAUAUGUUUGAAAAAUUAGAUGUCGCUUUAAAGUAAUCAUGAGUGGUCGACCCAGGACAACGUCUUUUGCUGAGAGCUGCAAACCUGUGCAGCAGCCGUCUGCUUUUGGAAGCAUGAAAGUCAGCAGGGACAAAGAUGGCAGUAAGGUGACAACAGUGGUGGCAACACCGGGACAAGGCCCGGACAGGCCGCAGGAAGUCAGCUACACUGACACCAAGGUGAUUGGUAAUGGUUCCUUUGGCGUGGUUUAUCAGGCGAAACUAUGUGACACAGGAGAGUUGGUGGCCAUCAAAAAGGUUUUGCAAGACAAGAGAUUUAAGAAUCGUGAACUGCAAAUAAUGCGAAAACUGGAUCAUUGUAAUAUCGUCCGAUUACGAUACUUCUUUUACUCGAGUGGAGAAAAGAAAGAUGAAGUGUACCUCAACUUGGUGCUAGACUAUGUUCCGGAAACUGUGUACAGAGUUGCCAGACAUUACAGCCGAGCCAAGCAGACACUCCCGAUGAUUUAUGUAAAAUUAUAUAUGUAUCAGCUGUUCCGGAGUUUAGCAUACAUCCAUUCCUUUGGAAUUUGCCACCGGGAUAUCAAACCACAGAAUCUGCUGCUUGAUCCUGACACAGCUGUGCUAAAACUUUGUGACUUUGGAAGUGCAAAACAAUUGGUGCGUGGUGAACCAAAUGUUUCUUAUAUCUGCUCACGGUACUACAGAGCACCGGAGUUGAUCUUUGGUGCCACCGAUUAUACCUCCAGCAUAGAUGUAUGGUCGGCUGGCUGCGUAUUAGCAGAGCUAUUGCUAGGACAGCCCAUCUUCCCCGGUGACAGUGGUGUUGAUCAGCUGGUAGAAAUUAUAAAGGUCCUGGGAACACCAACAAGGGAGCAAAUCAGAGAGAUGAAUCCCAACUACACUGAAUUCAAAUUCCCACAGAUCAAGGCACAUCCUUGGACUAAGGUCUUCCGACCCCGCACUCCACCGGAAGCUAUUGCGCUCUGUAGCCGACUGCUGGAAUAUACGCCCACCGCCCGUUUGACACCUCUAGAGGCAUGUGCACAUACAUUCUUUGAUGAACUACGGGACCCAAAUGUCAAGUUACCAAAUGGGCGUGAGAAACCAUUACUGUUCAAUUUCACUACUCAAGAACUGUCGAGCAACCCCGCACUGGCAACAAUCCUUAUCCCCCCUCACAUUCGGAACCAGCCUCCUGCUUCAACUACAACGAAUGCUUCCGCAGUGUCAGAUACAAAUGCUGCUGUGGACCGUGGGCAGUCAACCAAUGCAGCUUCAGCCUCUGCAUCCAACUCAACCUGAGACAGGGCAAGCCCGCCCACCUCAGAUGUCCAGUCAGCUGCAACCAUGCUGGUCAACCACCAAGAAUACAACAACGUCAUUAGUGUUCAUUUUAUUUAAUCUUGUUUUAAACAAAAAAACACGUACAAAUUAAAUACAAACCAAUCAUUUACUCACUGAAGAGGGAUUGAAAAAGGAAUGUGGGGCAAGGUUAACUCUUCCCUUGACAAUCUUUUAUUGAAGUCUGCCAUUGCGUUCAAAUCUCCCGCGCUCGGGCAAACACUUGAAACACUGAGGUGUGUUUCACUCUGGUGUAGACUUUGGAUUUGGCAAAAAAUCGAUUGGCGUCAGAUUCCCUCCAAAGAAUCUGAGUGAGAAGUGGUCGUAUUUUGGUAUGGGUGGUAAGCUUUAUCCGUACCAGCACAAAUGGACAAUACAGAUCCACUCUGGCAAUCACUGUUAUACAAAAAGCAAAGACUGCAGUCACCAUAAUAUCCCCCCUGGUGAGGAGAGGUUUGACCUUUUUUGUCACUUGAUUAUUUAACUGUUCAGGACUAAUUGUGAUCCAAUUCUGUACUAGUCCCAUUUAUUUAAAUCGAGUCAUUGCAAAAUCAGUGUAUUGUGUACACCCCAGUUAAAUGUAUAGAACAAAUCCAUAGUAGGUUUCUGAACUACACCAACUGAAAUACAAUCUUGAGUUCUCGAAGGAGUGUAAAAAUUAUCCCACUGAUUUCAGACUUCUUCCCUCUUCUUCCCUGCC
Amblyraja radiata (thorny skate) is the source of this 2588-nucleotide messenger RNA. It is a transcript of the gene gsk3ba, whose product is annotated as glycogen synthase kinase 3 beta, genome duplicate a. Gene Ontology annotation, cellular component: glutamatergic synapse; cytoplasm; axon. Lineage: Eukaryota; Metazoa; Chordata; Chondrichthyes; Rajiformes; Rajidae. The transcript is spliced from 11 exons. The coding region runs from base 584 to 1849 and encodes 421 amino acids. The record is from RefSeq and is a predicted model, not a curated record. Gene Ontology annotation, molecular function: tau-protein kinase activity; beta-catenin binding; ATP binding. Gene Ontology annotation, biological process: negative regulation of TOR signaling; regulation of neuron projection development; negative regulation of canonical Wnt signaling pathway.